Neltuma alba is the source of this 554-nucleotide messenger RNA. RefSeq names its product LEAF RUST 10 DISEASE-RESISTANCE LOCUS RECEPTOR-LIKE PROTEIN KINASE-like 1.1. The coding region runs from base 30 to 542 and encodes 170 amino acids. Lineage: Eukaryota; Viridiplantae; Streptophyta; Magnoliopsida; Fabales; Fabaceae. The transcript is spliced from 3 exons. Gene Ontology annotation, biological process: phosphorylation. The record is from RefSeq and is a predicted model, not a curated record. Gene Ontology annotation, molecular function: kinase activity.
GCUCCACUCUUCGGCGUCCUUGCAAAGACAUGUCCUACACCAAAGACUUUUGGUUCUCAUGUGGUGCAAUAGUUAUUGAAGUAGAAUUAUCAGUUGAUGAUGACUGUAACAAGUGCAACCACAACGGAGGACAAUGUCUAGUUGACGACAACUAUAACUUCUAUUGCGAUACAGAGAAGGAGAACAGGCUGCUGAAGUUGGGGUUUGGACUUGGGCUUGGAGUUUUGUCGAUUGGACUGAUAGGCUGUUUGAUCAUAAUUUGGCGGCAACGUAAGCAGUAUAACAAACACAAACACGCAUCUUCAAAUGUCCAAUUGCAAUCAGCAAACAAUGGUGGAACUGUUCGUAAUACUGAUCUAGAAAGUGGCAUGUCUUACUUUGGGAUACCCAUCUUCUCUUACGAGGAGCUUGAAAAUGCAACAAAUAAUUUUGAUCAUUCAAGAGAACUUGGAAGUGGAGGCUUUGGCAAUGUUUAUUAUGGUAAUAAUGCUCUCACACACUAUAUACUUUCUUUUUCUUCAAUGAAACAUUUAGAUUAUUAAUUAACUAGUGUU